UGAUAAGAUGUUCUCACAACCCUAACACUCUCUCUCUCUCUUUCUCUCUCUGCAACUUUCUGAUACAACUUCCAGUCUAUCUCGCUCUUCACUUUAGUUUCCCCAUCCCCUACCCAUUACCUUUUUUUAAGAGCACUACACGCUACUACACCACCAUAUCUUUCCUUUUUCCAUUAGGGUUACUAUAAAAGGAAAGAAACAUUACCCCACAAUGGACAUUGACUUUCUGAGGUCAAUCUCCGACGACCAAACCGACAUGAUGAUGCUGAUGCAACUCGACAAGCUCCCAGAUUUCGCAACCGUUUAUGCCGACGACAAGAACCCAUCAACCGAGUUCACAGAUCCAGUAACCACCAACCCCAACAUCUCAUACUCAAUGGAAGAUUUGAACCUCGUGAACCCAUCAUCAACCACCAUUUCCUUCACUUCUCCGAAUGAAACUCCGGGUUGUGAGAUGCAGUUCUUGUCGAGCCCGCGGUGGAGGAAAGGCGGAGACGGUGAGAUUGAGCAGAAGAAGAGAAACUCAAUGGCUGCAAUGAGAGAGAUGAUAUUUCGUAUGGCAGCGAUGCAACCUAUUCAUAUCGACCCCGAGUCGGUUAAGCCGCCUAAGAGGCGGAAUGUGAAGAUAUCGAAGGACCCGCAAAGCGUGGCCGCACGGCACCGGAGAGAGAGGAUAAGUGAGAGGAUUAGGAUACUUCAGAGACUGGUACCGGGUGGAACAAAGAUGGAUACAGCUUCUAUGCUUGAUGAAGCUAUUCAUUAUGUGAAGUUUUUAAAGAAUCAGGUGCAAACGUUGGAGAAAGCCGGGGAGAAUCGGCCUCCGGUAGCCGCCGGGAUCGGGUUUCCGGUGCCGAUGUCGAGUGGGAAUUACAUUCCGAUGGGGGCAUCUGCUAAGGGUUAUCAACAGGAGCAGCAUGUUCAGCAUUAUUUGGGUGCUUAGUUGAAGAGAGUUAUUUUUUGUUUGGGUAUAAAAUGGAUAUCAUGAUUAUCUAAAUGGGUUUAAUAGAGAGUUUGAAAGUAGAUUGUUUUAUUAACGUUGAGAAAAAUAAUCAUAGUGACACAUCAAGUCUUAGGAUUUGGAAACAAUGCAAGUUGUACUUUGGUUAUGAAAUAAUAAUCAUUCCCAUCUCUACAAAAAUGACAUUUGAUUUUUA
Molecule: messenger RNA, 1154 nt
Organism: Helianthus annuus (common sunflower)
Lineage: Eukaryota; Viridiplantae; Streptophyta; Magnoliopsida; Asterales; Asteraceae
Product: transcription factor HEC2
Exons: 1
Coding region: 212-940 (242 amino acids)
Biological process (GO): regulation of DNA-templated transcription
Molecular function (GO): protein dimerization activity; DNA-binding transcription factor activity
Source: RefSeq, a predicted model, not a curated record